Messenger RNA from Hymenoscyphus albidus, 447 nucleotides. Lineage: Eukaryota; Fungi; Ascomycota; Leotiomycetes; Helotiales; Helotiaceae. The record is from the annotation of a GenBank genome assembly.
AUGGGAAAUCCGGGAUGGCAACGUCCUAUGCAAGUCGCAGCGAACUCCGCCGAGGCCUACCAAGCUCAAUAUUUCGGACAAAACCAAUACCCAAAUCAGGAUAUCAGCUCGUAGAAAGUCUAAUACAACCAAGCACCAAUUAGUGGGGGACCAUCCAACCAAGCCGAGAACAACAAGCCUUCCAACCCAGUGCUAGAUCCUUGGACCCAACGAGACCGUACUAUGUCUGCAAACACUAGAGACACAUACGGUGUUAACAUUAUUUGGAAUGAGUUAGACCAGGCUGUGGGACGCCCGACAGAGACAAUCAACGCAUACGCCGCCACGAGAUCAGGCAAGGUCACAGGGAAUGAUAAGGGGCCAGCUAGUUUGAAACAAUCUUUACAGGCGUCCAGAAGAAAAAAAAAGGGCUCUGCUCAACAGACAUCGUCCAGCCAUCCUAAAUGA